Bicyclus anynana (squinting bush brown) is the source of this 2314-nucleotide messenger RNA. RefSeq names its product nose resistant to fluoxetine protein 6. Lineage: Eukaryota; Metazoa; Arthropoda; Insecta; Lepidoptera; Nymphalidae. Gene Ontology annotation, molecular function: acyltransferase activity, transferring groups other than amino-acyl groups. The coding region runs from base 222 to 2147 and encodes 641 amino acids. The transcript has 14 exons. The record is from RefSeq and is a predicted model, not a curated record.
GCUUUCAUAACUAGCUCGUGCUUCGCCACUGGUGAUCGUCACUUAAUCGUGCGUGCACUUUACGUUUUAAAUUAUUAACAAACAACAAAAUUAAAAAGGUUACAAGUACUUGGGAGAACUUGACAUCAGUUAUUUAUAACCAAGUCAAAUUUUAUGUUGUUUACCAAACAAAGUUUUUAUGAACUCAAGUGAAAACAAGUGACUGUUAAGUGUUUGUCGAAAUGAAGUGUUACACAAAACUGUUGAUUUUAUUGCUGGUGAAUACGUUGGCCGAAUGUGAUGGAAGCCACUUUAAUGCGACAGCGUUCGCGGAGGCUCCCCCGCUAUACGCGCUGGACGAGUGGUCUCAGUGCCAGCGUGCUGAGGAUGUCUACUGCAUCGUGCACGCCGCGCUCACGCCUGCCAACAGCCCGCUGUAUGAUUUGCUACAGGAAUACUCAGCCGACACCCAGAAACACUACAACCGCACUCUAGUACACCGCGGCAUCUGCGUGUCGCGCUGCGGCGGCCAGGGGCCCGACACCUGGCAUGAUGCUGCGCAGCUCUGCGUCAACCAGAACCUCGCCCGAUACGACCUGCAGGCAGAAGUACUAUCGGUGGAGUGGUGCAACAAACCGAUCCCUAAGCUCAGCGCUUCAGCAUUUGCCUUCAACAUCGUGCUGCUGAUCUUGCUUGGUGCAACCUUCCUAACUACUGGCUUACAUGUUUUGGGGAAAUACUGUGGGAGAUUCCAAGAAAACAGAUACAUCCUGGCAUUUUCAAUCAAAAACAACUGGAAGAUAUUAACGCACAUACGGUCGAAUCCAAAAGAAGAAGAUCGUACGAGAGAUUUAAGCAGCUUAGAAGGAAUUCGGUUCCUUGGAACUUUGGGUGUCAUCUCUACCCACGUGACUAUUGUCUAUAUUUAUUCCUUCAUCGACAAUCCUGAGUUCAUUGAAAGUAUGUUUGAUCACAUCCCAACUCAAGUAGCUUUCAACUCUCCGAUCUGGAUGCAGGUGUUCUUUUCCAUUUCCGGAUUCCUCACCGCGUACUUCACUCUCAUCUACUCGGAGAAGAGGUCACUCACGUUUGGAAAAUGCUUACUUUCUGUGAUCAAUAGGUUUAUGAGGCUCACUCCAGUAGCGAUGGCUGGGUUAUGGUUCACGAUCGCAUUCCCACGGCUGGGCACGGGCCCGCAGUGGCAGCUGUUGGUGGAGCGGGAGUCCCACCACUGCUCCGAGCGCUGGUGGUACCAUCUGCUGUACGUGCACAACCAUCUGACGCUGGGGAAAUUCUGUAUGGGACAUACGUGGUAUUUGGCAGUAGAUAUGCAGCUCCACAUCCUCGGCUCAAUUCUAUUGCUGAUCUUCGUGAAGUGGAGGAAAGCUGUGGCGCCAGUCAUAUCUGUGUUGGUUACCUUCUCCAUCGUCGCCUCUGGUCUGAUCGUGUACUUCUACAACUUGUCGCCAAUUAUAACUGCACAAAACCCUGAGGUUGUAAGCAACAUGUUCAAAGACUCAAACUUGAUGACUAAACUCUAUCUGCCGGUAUGGACAAAUCUUUCUGGAUACUUGUUCGGGUUUGCAGUCGCAUUCAUCUACUAUAACAACCAAGAAAAGGGAUUCAUGUUGAAUGAAGUCAAGUGGUUCAACAUUCUGUUCCACACGACGCUGACGUUAGCGUUGGUGGUGACGCUGGCCGGGGUCGCAUUCCUGAUGGACACGAAGCCCUCGCGCUGGGCCGCCAUCGUCUACGGCUCCCUCGACCGCACUCUCAUCGCCCUCUGCUUCAACGUCUUCUUGUUGGGCUGCUUUAGCAAUUGCAAAUCGGUUGUUCGCGACGCGUUGUCGUGGCGCGGCUUCCACACGCUGGGCCGGCUCUCCUACUGCGUGUUCAUCGUGCACUUCAUCGUCAUGCGCAUGUCUGUGGCCAGCAACACGCAGAUCGGACACAUCUCCUUCUACUCACUGAUUUCAUUGUUAAUAGUGAGCUCGGUCCUAUCAUACGUGGUCGCCAUACCGGUGUAUCUGUUGAUAGAGUCGCCGUUUAUACAACUUUGGAAAGCGCUGCUCGGCGGAAACAAGAAGAAAGAAGACAGUAAACAACAACCUACCAAAUUAACUGUUAUUAAAACCAGAAGUAAACGAAAUGAUAUCAAUGAAGUUUAAUAUUCAUCGUGAUGUUGUGUUAGUCAUUUUAGAAGCUGUUGAAAGGAGCUAUAUCUCGGUACAAAGACUAUUUUAGAAGUAGUUAUAAGUAUGUAUGUAAGUAGUAAUACUACUUUAGAAGUUUUUUCGUUUCGAACUGUUUGGCUUUGGAUGUAGAAGUAAGGUUU